Molecule: messenger RNA, 312 nt
Organism: Lodderomyces elongisporus
Lineage: Eukaryota; Fungi; Ascomycota; Pichiomycetes; Serinales; Debaryomycetaceae
Gene: uvi31
Exons: 1
Coding region: 1-312 (103 amino acids)
Biological process (GO): [4Fe-4S] cluster assembly
Cellular component (GO): mitochondrial matrix
Source: RefSeq, a predicted model, not a curated record
AUGUCAACAUCAGUGUCAACGAAAGGUCCAAUAGAGACAUCGAUUGCCAACAAGCUCACGACAAAUUUUAAGCCGACUUUUCUCGAGGUACGAAACGAUUCUCACAAGCAUGCAGGACAUCAUGGAUUACGAGGCGCAACCAACACUACGGAAUCUCAUUUCUUUGUAAAAAUGCAAAGCGAAGCAUUUAAUGGGUUGAAUUUACCAAGCAGACAUCGUUUAGUAUAUGGAGCUCUUGAUGAUGAGUUUAAGAAUCAUGGGUUACAUGCUUUGCAAAUGAAGUUGAAAGGAACAAACGAGACCAUGAACUAA